This is a messenger RNA of Desarmillaria tabescens, 2945 nucleotides long. Its product is annotated as phospholipase D. The coding region runs from base 133 to 2670 and encodes 845 amino acids. Lineage: Eukaryota; Fungi; Basidiomycota; Agaricomycetes; Agaricales; Physalacriaceae. The transcript has 19 exons. The record is from RefSeq and is a predicted model, not a curated record. Gene Ontology annotation, molecular function: D-type glycerophospholipase activity. Gene Ontology annotation, cellular component: intracellular membrane-bounded organelle. Gene Ontology annotation, biological process: phosphatidic acid biosynthetic process; phospholipid catabolic process; intracellular signal transduction.
UCACCUUGGCAACCGGUUUGACGCAACGGAAAUGAUGUCAUAUCAUAGUAACGACGCCCACCGCCCAGCCUUUAUUAGAUAUUGAUUCAAGACACUUUAACUUCGUACCACCACGACGCCAGCUCAUCAAGAAUGAGUUUCUUCAAAAAGAUUAUCGACAAAAUUCCAGAUGGCAUAGAGCAUGCCAGGCAGGAAGCCGUAGGAAUCUUGCGUCCUAAUCGCCGCCACGAUGAUCCCGAAGAGAAAAAGGCUGACGAGAUUAGGCAGGCUAUCAACGACAGCCACCGCUUUUCCAGUUUCGCAGAGGAGAGGGCAGGCAAUUUUGUGAAAUGGCACAUUGAUGGGCACGAUUACAUGUGGGCGCUCUCUGAGCUGCUUGAGAACGCCAAAGAGGCGAUAUUCAUCUUGGAUUGGUGGCUCACCCCAGAACUUUACCUUCGCCGUCCCCCUGCAGACUAUCCUGAAUAUCGUCUUGAUCGCUUGCUGAAGCGCAAGGCAGAGCAAGGCGUCAAGAUCUAUGUCAUCGUAUACAAGGAGGUCACGCAGACGAUGGCUAUGAGCUCCUGGCACACUAAGCAUACCCUCGAUGAUCUUCACCCCAACAUCACCUGCCUGCGCCACCCAGAUCACAUCGGUUCCAAGGAUAGCGUCCAGUUCUGGUCCCACCACGAGAAGGUCGUUGUGGUUGACAAUCAUUUUGCGUGCAUCGGCGGUCUUGAUUUGUGCUUCGGACGGUGGGACACGCAUAACCACCCUCUCGCAGAUGUGCACCCGACGGAUUUCAGUCGGACCCUGUUCCCUGGUCAGGAUUACAAUAAUGCGCGCAUCAUGGAUUUCAAAGACGUGAGAUGGUAUGCAAGUAACACGCUUUCCAUCUUGGAGAGCGCGAGGAUGCCUUGGCAUGAUGUCCAUAUGUCCUUGACCGGACCCGUGGUACUGGAUAUCGUUCAGCACUUCGUCGAGAGGUGGAAUGAAAUCAAGAAGCGCAAGUAUCGUGAGAAUCAGGAGGUCGACUGGCUGUCCUUGCCCCACGACGUCGAAGCGGCUCCCAAUGAAGCUGUUGCCCGCCACCCUCACCGUGAGCAUUGGGCGGCGGUGGGACGCAAGUACCGUCAGAGAUGGCAUCGCCACGUGCACGGUGAUGAGGAAGAAGACGAAGACGAACCAGAAUACAGGAGGCCAGCCACACCGUCGUGCCGAGUCCAGGUUAUACGCAGUGUCUCAGACUGGAGCCAUGGUGUUUUGACAGAGCACAGUAUCCAAAAUGCCUACAUCCAGUUGAUCCUCGAGGCGAAUCACUUCAUCUACGUCGAGAAUCAAUUCUUUAUUUCUGCUACUCAAGAAGGUGGUCAGGUUGUUAAUCUCAUCGGGAAGGCUCUGGUCGAGCGUAUCGUCAGAGCGGCGCAAGAGGGAAAGAGGUUCCGAGUAAUUAUCUGUAUCCCAGAACUUCCAGGAUUCGCGGGCAAUGUCAAGGACGAGUCUUCGCUGAAGAUCAUUAUGGCCGGCCAAUACCGCACUAUGAAUCGCGGCGGUAGCAGCAUCUAUGAGGAGAUAAGGAAGGCUGGAUAUGAACCCUCGGAUUACAUUCGGUUCUUCCACUUGAGGUCAUAUGAUAGAAUCAACUCGCCCGCUGCGUAUAUCGCCAAAAUGGAGGAAAUUUCGGGCGUCAAAUUCCAUGAGGCACAGGUUGCACUUGCGCGUAUAUGGAUUGGCGACGUUUCAGAAGGGAUACAAAAAGAGGUCACCAUUGCGUUGCCUAAGCCUACAACAGAAGGGUUAGUCGUCACGGAGAAGUCGUCGGAUAAGAAGAAAGACGAUACUAUUAUCAAGGUUCCUAUACCCGAGACAGAGGAGGAGGCCAGAGAAAUCAUUCGUCGAUGGGAGAGCGCCUCUGAGCAAAUUCGUGAUGACGAACUUGUUAGCGAUAGCGUGGCGCAGCACAUGCUUGAUGACAAAACACACUUGGCAGAUGAAUUGUGGGAAGGCUCGGAGGAGGAGGAAUUGAACGCAUACGUCUCGGAAUUGCUGUAUAUUCAUUCCAAAUUGAUGAUCGUCGACGAUACCAGAGUCAUCAUGGGAUCUGCUAAUAUCAAUGACAGAAGUCAGAAGGGUGACGGUGACUCGGAAAUUGCACUCGUGGUGGAAGACACCGACAUGAUCGAAUCUACGAUGAACGGACAACGUGUCAUGGUUUCGAGAUUUGCCGCAUCGCUUAGGCGUAAGCUAUUCAGAGAACAUCUUGGUCUUAUCGAACCUCAAUGGCCCCUCCAGAGGUCUAAGGAACCCGACUCGUUCAUGCAUCCUGCUCCUCAUCCUAACGAUGAAGAAUUCCACUUGAGGGAAGAUGACUUGGUGGCUGAUCCGAUUUCAGACGCUACACUUGCUCUGUGGAAUGACACCGCAAAGAAGAACAGAGAAGUGUUUACCGAGUUGUUCCGUCCUGUGCCGUCGAACUUGGUUAGGGACUGGAAGGCUUAUGAGAACUAUGUUCCCAAGGUUAAGACGGGCCAUGUUAUUCCUGGCGUUACCCUAGAGAGGCUCAAGAACCGCCUGUCCGAGGUUAAGGGAGCGUUGGUUGAAUGCCCUUUGGACUUCCUCAUAGAUGACAAGGAAUUCGUUUCCGGUCCGGACUGGGCUGGCUUGAACCCCACGUUGCCUAUCUAUAUUUAGGGGAGAUGAAACGAAUGGUAAGUGAUGAAGAAAUGGUUCAAGUAUACCCUCUCUGUACGUAGUAGCAACAUUGUCAAUACUAGACAUAUCUGUGUGGAUGUCGCUUGGAUUGAGCAGACAGUGGUUUGGAUUUAUGUACGACACGUCUAUUGGACUUGUUUACUCCUUAGGUGCACUUCUCUUUCCGGAUCCUUUCAACAUACCCAACCUCCAUUUGAAUCGUUGAAACGUUAAUUAAAAUACUAUUUAGCAACCGAAGAAGUUCGUUGAGUGGG